UCGCGGUAUGAAUGAGCCGGUGGACGCGUGAAUGGACGUGGAUGGAAGCGUGAAGUGCAAGGCGGGGCUCCGGCUGGGCGACCUCGAGUGCCGACGGGGCCGGGGCUCCUUCCCCUCCCUACCCAGUCUCCCGCCCCGCUCCCCUCCCCGCGGCGCGCAGCCCUCUUGAGCCCUCCCGAGCUACCGCGGGCGCCAGAGCCCGGACCGCGCAGCCACCGGGCGGACAGAGCCGCCUUAGGAGGGGCUAUGCCGCCACCGUCCCCAGCCCCGCACCAAGGCCAAGUCCCGCGAGCGAGAUCCAGGUAGCAGCAACCGAGGAUGCCCGGCGCCGGAAGCCAACAGCAGUGCUCGCUAAUGAUACCAGACACUGACUGGAAGGCCGGCUUCUGGGCGUACCAGGCUCUGGGUGAAGUGGUGCCCAAGCCUUAGAGUUCAAUAGCCCUCAUCGUGGCCCUGGGAGGUAGGUAUCUUUAACACUUCGUUGGACUCCGUUGGAUGGGGAAACAGACUGAAUGAGGGAGGCAUCCCAACUCAUGACUAAGAAUAAAAGAGAGGGAAGGUAGGUAAUGCCCCUGAUGUUCCCUUUUCCCCUUCUUCCCCCACUUCCCUCCCCUCUUCCCUCCUUCAGGAAGUUUUGGGCUGGGACCCCAAAGAUCUGAGUGCAAGAUCAGGGUCCCCUGAAGGAAGUGGGCUGAGGGCUUGUGGGAGUUCCUCUUCCUCCACAGAGCCCAGGAUGUUCCUCAGCUGAAGCGGCUCCCGAGCCCAUGGAACCCUCGGCCACUCCCGGGGCCCAGGCCGCAGCCGCCACUAGUAGCGGGGAAUCCUUCCGCCUACCUCCAGACUAUGAGGAUGAGUUCCUCCGCUACCUGUGGCGGGACUAUCUCUACCCGAAGCAGUACGAGUGGGUUCUCAUCGCGGCCUACGUGGCCGUGUUCCUCAUUGCCUUGGUGGGCAACACCCUGGUUUGCCUGGCUGUGUGGCGGAACCACCACAUGAGGACAGUCACCAACUACUUCAUUGUCAACCUGUCCCUGGCAGAUGUGCUGGUGACUGCCAUCUGCCUGCCUGCCAGCCUGCUGGUGGACAUCACUGAAUCGUGGCUCUUCGGCCCUGCCCUGUGCAAGGUCAUCCCCUACCUACAGGCCGUGUCGGUGUCGGUGGCAGUGCUGACUCUCAGCUUCAUCGCCCUGGACCGCUGGUAUGCCAUCUGCCACCCCCUGUUGUUCAAGAGCACAGCUCGCCGUGCCCGAGGCUCCAUCCUGGGCAUCUGGGCUGUGUCACUGGCUGUCAUGGUGCCCCAGGCUGCUGUCAUGGAGUGUAGCAGUGUGCUGCCUGAGCUAGCCAAUCGUACCCGGCUCUUCUCUGUCUGUGAUGAGCACUGGGCAGAUGAACUCUACCCCAAGAUCUACCACAGCUGCUUCUUCAUUGUCACCUACCUGGCCCCGCUGGGCCUCAUGGCCAUGGCCUACUUCCAGAUCUUCCGCAAGCUCUGGGGCCGACAGAUCCCUGGUACCACAUCGGCCUUGGUGCGGAACUGGAAGCGACCCUCAGAGCAACUGGAGGCUCAGCACGAGGGCCUGUGUACAGAGCCCCAGCCCCGGGCCCGAGCCUUCCUGGCUGAGGUGAAGCAGAUGCGCGCUCGGAGGAAGACGGCUAAGAUGCUGAUGGUGGUUCUGCUGGUUUUUGCACUCUGCUAUCUGCCCAUCAGUGUCCUCAAUGUCCUUAAGAGAGUGUUUGGGAUGUUCCGGCAAGCCAGUGACCGGGAAGCCAUCUAUGCCUGCUUCACCUUCUCCCACUGGCUGGUGUACGCCAACAGCGCUGCCAACCCCAUCAUCUACAACUUCCUGAGUGAGCCGGUGUUCCGUCUCCAAAGUCUCCGAACACGUCGUGCUGACCAGCGUCACCACAGUGCUGUCCUGAGUGGGGCUGGCCCCAGCUCUGGGAGGCACAGCCUGAUCCUUUGCCUGGGAUCCGCCCCUGCACUCAUGCAAAGACUGCUGCUGCUCAGAGAGUAGCUGUGGCUCCGGUCCUGGCUUUCUGCUUGGGUGACUCGGCCAGAGUCAUUCCCUCUCUGAGGUUGUGUCCCCUAAGCUGGGCUGAUAGGCGGCUUAAGCGUGCUCGAGGAAGCGGAGAGCAUUGCAAGCCGUCUACUCCUGCGGACGUGGCUACUGUGCUACCUGUCUCAUGUGGCUAUACCCUACAAUGCCACCCCACCCUUUCAGAGCUUGGCCUGCCUCCCAGAGACCUGUCUCCUACUCAAUUAUAGGACUUCCCCCUGGCUGAAGUCUGCUCUAGAGGUCUGAAGGCCACCCGAAGCCCAGGCCGCAUAUGGCCAGCUGCCCUGAUGUCCUUGUGAAGUAAUUUGGGUUCAGCCCUUCUCGGAGGGCUCUGAAGCAGUCCACCCUCUCCAGGUGUGGACUGCACGCACCACGGGCUGGAUCUUGUCGGCAUCUCGGAGUGCUUAAGCACCCUCCAUGUGGCCAUUCAGCAUGCCAGCAGCCCGAAGCAACUGUAAUUAAAAGCCUGGC
Psammomys obesus (fat sand rat) is the source of this 2528-nucleotide messenger RNA. RefSeq names its product hypocretin receptor 1 (gene Hcrtr1). Gene Ontology annotation, biological process: G protein-coupled receptor signaling pathway; feeding behavior. Gene Ontology annotation, cellular component: membrane. Gene Ontology annotation, molecular function: orexin receptor activity. NCBI's taxonomy places the organism in Eukaryota, Metazoa, Chordata, Mammalia, Rodentia, Muridae. The record is from RefSeq and is a predicted model, not a curated record. Bases 765 to 2015 code for a protein of 416 amino acids. The transcript is spliced from 8 exons.